Gryllus bimaculatus (two-spotted cricket) is the source of this 1668-nucleotide messenger RNA. The record is from the annotation of a GenBank genome assembly. Lineage: Eukaryota; Metazoa; Arthropoda; Insecta; Orthoptera; Gryllidae.
CGGGUUGCUGUUUCAGCCGCUGCGAUGCGUGCUGGGCCUGCCGCCGUCACCCCCGCCGCCUUGGCCGCGCUGGCCGCGCUGCUAGCGCUCCUAGCGGCCGACUGUGCAGCCUACAACGAAGACCGCCCCAUCUACAAGUGGAGCCCCGUCUGGUUCAACCGCUACUUCCGCACCGCUAACGCCAUCAAGCGGGUACGACACGCGCCGGGCCCCGGCGAGCAGUGCGUGACGUACGGGCGGCGCUGCAGCUACUGGGGCAUCCGCCUGCCGUGCUGCGAGGCGGACGCCAAGUGCCUCAUGGAGCACUGCGUGCCCCUCGCGGACCAGUACCUCUUCCUACCUGAGGACUGAAAUCAUCGACCGACGAUGCUGCUAAUUAUGUUAUGUCAUCUUGAACCAUAUCUAUACAUAUAGUGAAAAUAUUUUCUUUCAGUUAUCUAUUUAAUGUGACAUUUUUCAUGUUUUUGCUCAAACUUUUUUCAACACACAAUAUGUGUACAAAUAAUCUCUAAACAAUAUAAAACUAUUUAUCGUUAUACAUGAUACACUAAUUACAAUAAAUGCAUUAAAAUGUGAAUAUCGUUGUUCUAAUUACAGUGACUAAGGCAUUUACUGUCUCGAGCAAGGAAUAAUGUACAGUUUUACAUAAAAUAUUUCACUCGUAUCUAAGUGCCAAUAAAGUAUUACAUCCACCAUUUAUGCUGCACUCCGCUCUCUUAUAUGUACUUUGAAAUUAUGUGCAAUAUUAUAUAAAUAAUCAUUGAUAUGUGUUUUAUUUUAUUCAAUUAAAUUAGAUUUUUAUUAUACCCACUGAGUUAAAUUACGCUUUCCAACAAAGUGUACUUAACCUAAAAAUCAAUAUUUUGGUAUCAGUUGUAAUUGUGAAAAGAGGUUUCAUUCUACAUUGGCCACGUGAACUGAUUCAGUGCAAUUUUUGUGACAGUAGGUAAAAAAAUAUUCAUCUUUCAAAUACUCAUUGAUUUAUGGUGUAACUGGUUCGUAUUUAUGGUGAAUAUAAUGAUGGGUUUGAACUUAUCUAAUAUUUAUACUUGAAUGAUAAUUCCAAAAUACUCGAUAACAGUUAUCCUGCUACUUGUAUUAGGAUUGUGUUAUCCCAAAACCCGGAAGAAUGUAUACGUGACUACUUGUAUUUGACCUAUUGUGUGAGAAAAAAAAACACCUAUUGUAUGAAAGAAGAAAUUACUAAUCUGAACGUGUACAGAUUAUGGUCAUUGGUCGUUCGAGGUGCAUAGAUCUCUAAUAGAGAGAGUUCCAAUAGUGACCGUGAAUAUGCAAUCAUGAAGAAAACUAUACUCUCCGGAAAUCCUGGAAUAAAAUCAGUUUCGAUAUGCAGUGACGUGAAAUAAUUAUAGAAUGUUUGAGCCACAACAAAAUGUUCGUUAUUUAUUUAUAUAUUUUUAGUUACAUAUGUAAUAGGUUAGUUGUCUUAAUUAUUAUUACUCUCACAAUUCAUUCACUCUCAUUAUCGCAUCACACUUUUCUUACAUUAACUGUGAGCCUGGUGGCUUACUCCUCGAUGCUUCCUGGAAGCAAUAAUGCCAAAAAAAAUAUGAGAUACAAAUCAUUGGCUGCGAGAGGAGGAAUAUGUGGCAUUGCGGGACUCAAUAAUGUUAGUCAACCAAUCACUGGUGAGGUCCUACUGCCCGC